Hirsutella rhossiliensis is the source of this 1752-nucleotide messenger RNA. RefSeq names its product centromere DNA-binding protein complex CBF3 subunit. Gene Ontology annotation, biological process: positive regulation of ribosomal protein gene transcription by RNA polymerase II. The record is from RefSeq and is a predicted model, not a curated record. Gene Ontology annotation, molecular function: DNA-binding transcription factor activity, RNA polymerase II-specific; RNA polymerase II cis-regulatory region sequence-specific DNA binding. NCBI's taxonomy places the organism in Eukaryota, Fungi, Ascomycota, Sordariomycetes, Hypocreales, Ophiocordycipitaceae. The coding region runs from base 1 to 1752 and encodes 583 amino acids. The transcript has 4 exons.
AUGGAGGCUCCAGGUGGCUCACGGCAACUCGAAUACGGAGAAUCCCGGGGCGCCGCCGUACGAGGAUUCCUUGAGCAACGGGGCCGGCAGCGGGGGAAGCACGACCGAGCCUCCUUUAAAGACCGCGGGAGCGACGGGAUCCAGGCCGGCUACCUCCCCGAUGAAUGGCUUCGGAUCCAGGAUCUCCUUCUCACUGGCGCCGCGUAUACGCCGCAAAACCUCCGUACGCGAGUCGACCUCCUCUUCGGCCACUACUACCUCUUACGGGGGGAGAACCGCCGCAAGAUGGAGCUUGCAGACCUGUCCCUACUCGACUAUCCGCCUUCGGAAGGGCCGACCCCCUGUGGUUGCCUGGACUGGUAUCGGAUCAAGGUCCUCGUCGGGCGGGACCGCGAGCAGGAGCUCUCGUACCCGACGCAGCUACAAGAGACCUGGCGUAUCUUCGGCGCUGCCGGCCUUAUCGCGUCGAAGAAGACGCACCUCCCGCGCAGGGUGGGCGCCCAGGACGCGGAGACCCAUGGCACGUCGCUCGCCCAGAUCUCGCAGGCCGGCCGCUGGAACCAGAGCGUGCUCUGCCAGGCAUAUCUUACGCACCUACCGCGGCAGUUCAUGCGUAUCGUCGCCGGCUUCUCGGCCUCCCCGGGGGACUACUUCCUCGCGCGUGCGGCUCACGAACCCCCGUACGUCUUACAAAAGCAGCUGUGGCCGUGGAUCGAGGAGUGGGAACCCCGCUUUGAGGCGCGGGCGCGCCGGCAAUGCUGGGCAGAAGGCGGUCUCGACGACGACGACUUAGCCGCCGACGGCUUCCUUAAGCUUAUGCGGCGCCUGCGUAUAGUACUUCUGCAGGACCUGGCCGUCCUACAGCUCCGCUACCCGUCGCUACCGUUCUUCGCCUACGCCCCUUUUAGCGGGCCCGAGUGGGACGAGUUCGCCGUCGCCGUGCGGUCCACCGCGGUAGGGGCUAUGGAGCCGGUAAGCCUGCUCGUACGACGCGCGCUGCCGGAACUAAGCGGCGUCAUAGAGAGCACGCGGGAGGCCCUGUUACAGAAUAGUCAGCGGCUCGCCAUCCGGCUUGAGGCCCGGCUGGACGGGAUUCAGGGCGGCCUCGAUGCCCUCCUCCAAGGCAAGGUCCCUAUCACCUUUACCGGUUACUUCGGAGCCGGGUCAGCAGAGGCGCUGGCGCCGGCCCCGGCCCCGGCGCCGUCAACAGUACCUACCUUGAAUCUCAAUACAGCUCCGGCCCCGGCCCCCGACCCAGAGCCUCUGGUACCAGGCAUGCCUAUCGUCACAGCCCUGGCAAGGGUCUUUACGGUGGGGGACGUCUGGAAGGAGUGGGAGGAAGGGUUUGCAGGUCAGAAGGCCGUACGGGAGCUGGAAGAGACGUGGGGAAGCCGCUGGCGCCCGGGGAACGGGGUCAGAGUGCAGUUCUGUCGCCGGAAGGUGAUCUGGGACGAGCUGUUGGCCCGUAUGGCGUCCGGCAAAUGCAAGGAGGCGGCCGUUGCAGAGCUAGAGCUGUUACGCGCCGGCCGAAGCUUGAACCGACUCGUCGACGAACUCAAACAGCGCCGACGGCGGGGCCAGGAUCGGGGCCAGGGCCAGGGCCAGAUACGGGUCCAACUCGAGGUCAGGGCCGUCGGGGGCGGAGGACCCGGCUGGGAAAGCGGACCGCCCCUCGUCGACUUCCUGUGGCCGAGCCUAGCCCCCCAUUACCCAUUCGCGGCGCUGCAACGCAAAUAUCUCGACGGGCAGUAG